GGGAAAGACGAAAGGUGAGCCUGUCCAAGGUGUCCAAGUCAAGAAAAGAAAAAUUAAGCAAUAAAGAAAGAAAGAAAGCAGGAAGGCCUCCUUGGCAAGUUCAAAGAAAAAGAAGAAAUCCCACAGCCCUACAAACACACAUUACACAAAAGGUGUGAUAACACCAAUGUGUGCCGGUCCAAGUCUCUUGCCCAAAGAAGAAGCACAAGUUUCUGCUCAAGUCCACAGUCAACUGCCACUCCCAACACGCCUUACAUUUGUUUUAUCUUUCCCACGAAACACAAAGCAAAGCAAAGCACUUACUUUGAAAAAUCUUUUCUACAUCCCUUGAGUCUGCCAUUUCUUUUUAUUCUGUCUCCUCUUCACCUGAAACUGAGCCCAACAAACAAAAAUAUAUACAAAAUACUGCACACUUGCACAUCCAGAAACGAAAGUUCAAGUAUAGAAAAAACUAGUUGGAUAAUUCAGCUAAAAUGACAAGGUAUGUGCAGCAAAGAACCUCUCUUUUCUUGUCUUUCUUGUUCUUGUUGUUUCCAUCAGUGUUCUCUCAACUAUCUUCAAACCAGGCCAACACCAUGAUGGAUCUGUCUAAGUCACUUAACCUUUCUGAUUCGUUAUGGGAUGCUAAUAAAGACCCAUGUUCUUGGAAGGGAGUUAAUUGCAGCUCUGGCAACUCGUCAGUAACUCGUCUUUCUCUAUCUGAGUUUGGUCUCUCCAACUCUAAUUUAUUGCCAGUUGUUUGCAAGAUUGAAACUUUACAAGCCCUUGAUCUUUCUAACAACCGUUUGAGCUCAAUUUCAGAUGAGUUCAUCAAUGAUUGUGGAAGGAUUGAUGGGCUAAAGUUGUUGAAUUUUAGCAAAAAUUUGCUAAGUGGUCCUUUGCCUGCUUUUAAUGUUUUUGUUGGGUUAGAAUCUUUGGACUUGUCUUUCAAUUCUCUGUCUGGCAAUGUUAGUCUACAGGUAGAUGGAUUCCUUGCACUUAAAAGCUUGAAUCUUAGUUCCAAUAACUUCACUGGUCCUAUUCCUGUAAACCUUAGAAAGUCCUUGAUGUUGGAGGAACUUCAGCUCUCUAUGAAUAGCUUCCAAGGUACGGUCCCUCAAGAAAUUGCAAAUUAUCAGAACUUGAGCUUAAUUGAUCUCAGUGCCAAUAAUCUUGAGGGGUCGGUUCCUCCUAGGAUUGGAAAUCUCAACAAGUUGAGGAUUUUACUUCUGUCUGACAAUAAAUUGAGUGGGGAAAUCCCAGCAAACAUUUCAAAUAUCCCAACCUUGUAUCGAUUUGCAGCGAAUCAGAAUAAGUUUGGUGGUACAAUUCCCAGUGGGAUUACAAGAUAUCUUAGCUUCUUAGAUCUCAGUUACAAUAGCUUAAGAGGGCCUAUACCGACAGAUAUUUUAUCAGGGUCGAACUUGCAACUUGUGGAUUUGUCUUAUAAUCUGUUGGAAGGCUCAUUACCUGCAAAGGUAUCUGAGAGCUUGAUCAGGUUGAGAUUGGGAAGCAACAGGCUCAAUGGGUCAAUCCCUCCUUCUUUCGGGACACUUGAUAACUUGACUUACUUGGAACUGGAUAACAAUAGCUUGACCAAUGAGAUACCCCAUCAGUUGAGUUCUUGCCGUAGGUUGGCACUAUUGAAUUUGGCACAGAAUGACCUUACAGGCCCUGUACCUGCACCGUUGGGUAAUCUCGGUAAUCUUCAAGUUUUAAAACUUCAGCUCAACAAUUUGAGUGGAGAUAUCCCUUUAGAGAUCACUCAAUUACAGUUGUUGUCGACCUUGAACAUCAGCUGGAAUUCGCUCACUGGUUCAAUACCUUCUUCAAUUUCAAACUUGCAAAGACUUGCUCACCUGAACUUGCAAGGCAACAAUCUUCGGGGUCCAAUACCUGCCAAUAUCAACAGCAUGAACUCUCUGUUAGAAGUCCAACUUGGACAAAAUCAACUAAGUGGAACUAUCCCAAUGAUGCCGGUGAAAUUGCAGAUCGCUUUGAAUCUCAGCUCCAACCUCUUUCAAGGAGCUAUUCCAGAAACUCUUUCCCGACUGACGGACCUAGAAAUUUUGGAUCUAUCAAACAACAAUCUCUCAGGUGAGAUUCCAGAGUCUCUUACUGAAAUGGAAUCCCUAAAUCUGUUGAUACUCUCAAACAAUCAGCUUUCUGGGGUCAUCCCAGAUUUCAAACAUUAUGUGUCUUUAAAUGCAAGUGGAAAUUCAAGACUUAAAAAUAAUACAGCAACAAACACUCCCCAAGAAUCCCCAAAGAAGAGGAGAUCGGUUGUUGUGCCGGUUGUUGUUGCAGUUGUUGCUGCUUUUCUUGCUGUUGGCAUUGUCUCGAUUAUAGUUCUAUCAUUCUCCAGGCGCUUUCUCAAGGUUAAUGAUCAGCAGUCACAAUCAGGGGAAAAUCUUCCAUCACCUCAAGUCAUCCAAGGCAAUCUGUUGACUACAAAUGGAAUUCACAGGUCCAGCAUCGAUUUCACCAAUGCCAUGGAAGUAGCUGCUGAUCCAUUGAACAUUGAGUUGAAGACUAGGUUUUCAACAUACUAUAAAGCCACCAUGCCUUCUGGAGCAAACUACUUUGUCAAGAAGCUCAACUGGAGCGACAAGAUAUUCCAAUUGGGUAGCCACAAUAAAUUCGGACAAGAGCUGGAAGUUUUAGGGAAACUGAGCAAUUCUAAUGUCAUGACUCCUUUGGCCUAUGUAUUGACCGUCGACAGUGCUUAUCUCUUCUACGAAUAUGCUGAGAAGGGUACGCUGUUUGAUGUUCUUCAUGGUAAACUGGGAGAUACAUUAGACUGGGCAAGCCGUUACAGUAUAGCAGUUGGAGUUGCUCAAGGCCUUACCUUUCUUCAUGGAUGCUCCUCUGGUCCGAUUCUCCUCCUUGACCUUUCAAGCAGAAACAUUUUGCUCAAGUCUCUGAAGGAGCCACUAGUUGGAGACAUUGAGCUCCACAAAGUGAUUGAUCCAACAAAGAGCACGGGCAGCCUUUCUACAGUUGCUGGCUCUGUGGGCUAUAUUCCACCAGAGUAUGCAUACACAAUGAGGGUGACAAUGGCUGGGAAUGUAUAUAGCUUUGGGGUCGUUCUACUGGAAUUGCUGACAGGAAAGCCAGCAGUUAGUGAGGGAACUGAAUUAGCCAAGUGGGUUUUAAGGAACUCAACACAGCAAGACAGGUGGGAUGGCAUCCUUGAUUUUAACAUCAGCAGGACUUCACCUGCUGUCAGAAGCCACAUGCAUGCGGUCCUUAAGAUUGCCCUUAGUUGUGUUAGUGUUUCCACAGAAGCAAGGCCAAAGAUGAAGAGCGUAUUAAGAAUGAUCCUCAAUGCACGAUGAAGACUGGCCUUCGGAAUACAAUCCUCCUAGAAACAGUAGUUCUAUAUAUUCGAAAGAUUAUACUUAGCAAGUUUUUAUUUCAAAUCUGUAAGUAGAAGACAGGUUUCUUGCUGGACAGAACGAGGCAGCUGUUGCAAGCCGACUUGCAUGUAAUCUGCAAUUCCUAUGUAUACAUAAUACAUAAAUGAAAAUUUUUAGUAAUGUAUCUA
This is a messenger RNA of Populus nigra (black poplar), 3526 nucleotides long. RefSeq names its product LRR receptor-like serine/threonine-protein kinase GSO2. Bases 474 to 3317 code for a protein of 947 amino acids. Gene Ontology annotation, molecular function: receptor serine/threonine kinase binding; ATP binding; protein kinase activity. The transcript is spliced from 2 exons. Gene Ontology annotation, biological process: protein phosphorylation. The record is from RefSeq and is a predicted model, not a curated record. Lineage: Eukaryota; Viridiplantae; Streptophyta; Magnoliopsida; Malpighiales; Salicaceae.